CUGGAGCUGAAUGUCAACAUUAAAGAUGAAGAAGAAGAGGAGGAGAAGACUAGGACAACUGUUAGUCAUGGACCUGAGCCCUAGGACCAUGCCCCAGGACUACCUGACAUGAUGACUCCUUGCUGUCCCCAGUCCACCUGGCCGUGCUGCUGCUCCAGUUUCAACUGAACCGCGGCCCUAGGACCAUGCCCCAGGACUACUUGACAUGAUGACUCCUUGCUGUCCCCAGUCCACCUGGCCGUGCUGCUGCUCCAGUUUCAACUGUUCUGCCUUAUUAUUAUUCGACCAUGCUGGUCAUUUAUGAACAUUUGAACAUCUUGGCCAUGUUCUGUUAUAAUCUCUACCCGGCACAGCCAGAAGAGGACUGGCCACCCCACAUAGCCUGGUUCCUCUCUAGGUUUCUUCCUAGGUUUUGGCUUUUCUAGGGAGUUUUUCCUAGCCACCGUGCUUCUACACCUGCAUUGCUUGCUGUUUGGGGUUUUAGGCUGGGUUUCUGUACAGCACUUUGAGAUAUCAGCUGAUGUACGAAGGGCUAUAUAAAUAAAUUUGAUUUGAUUUGAUUAAUUGGUACAAUGGAGUUAAACACAGUGACUUCUCCCAGCAGUAGCAUAAUAUGGGUGACACCAGAUUUCGAAGGCAAACCCCUCAAAAUGGAGCUGGACACAGGAUCUGCAAUGUCUAUAAUUUCCUCUACUGUCUACAAUUAGCACUUUAAGGCUAUCAAGCUGAAGAACACACAUGUGUUGCUGAAGACAUACUCAGGAGAGAGAUUGAGCCCAAUGGGGGCGUUGCAGGUCAGAGUGCAUUAUGGGGGGCAAACACAGCAGUUACAGCUGUAUGUGGUGCCUGGAACUGGCCCCCCAUUAUUUGGCAAGGAAUGGCUUUCAAAAAUAAAGCUGAACUGCUGUGACUUGAAAAUGCUCCACACGUUCCAGUCCAAAGAGAAUGGUACAGACCAAACACUGGAACACUUGCGGAAGAAAUACAACACAGUUUUCAGUGAUCAGAUGGGAACAGUAAAAGGCUUCACAGCAAAACUUGUACUAAGAGAUGAUGCAACCCCCAAAUUCUGCAAAGCCAGAUCUGUUCCAUACUCCCUGAGACCAAAGGUGGAAGUGGAAAUUGAUCGCUUGCAGGAUACAGGGAUCCUGACGAAAGUGGACAGAAGCGAAUGGGCCACACCCAUAGUUCCUAUUGUGAAGAAAGACAGGUCUGUUAGAAUGUGUGGGGACUUCAAGGUAACUGUGAAUUCAAUGCUGCAUGUGGACCAAUACCCCCUACCACGCCUGGAUGACAUCUUUGCUGCACUAGCUGGUGGGAAACACUUCAGUAAAAUCGAUCUGAAACAGGCUUACCUGCAGCUACCGGUUGAAGAGAGUUCCAAACAGUACCUGACAAUAAACACACACAAAGGUCUAUACAGGUAUAACCGCCUGGUUUUUGGCAUUGCAUCAGCCCCAGCUAUUUGGCAACAAACUAUUGACCAGAUUUUGCAAGGAAUCCCAGGAAUCUAGUGUAUCCUGGAUGACAUGAUCAUAACAGGACGCACCGACAAAGAGCACCUGGCUAACCUGGAAGAGGUCCUGAAAAGACUGAAAGAGUUUGGUCUACAGGCAAACUUAAAGACGUGUGAGUUCUUCAAAGACAAGAUUGUCUUCUGUGGACAUGAGAUUGACUGCAAUGGAUUGCACAAAACACAGGACAAAAUCGAAGCAGUGGUACAGGCACCACGACCACAAAAUAUCACAGAAGUGAGAUCUUUCACGGGACUGAUCAAUUACUACAGAAGAUUCCUCCCAAACCUUUCAGCAGUACUCCAGCCUCUAAAUCAGCUCCUGGAAAAGAAUAGGACAUGGCGGUGGACAGAGCAGUGUGAAAAUGCAUUUUUGGAGGCAAAACGGCUCAUAACAUCUGAACAGGUCCUGAUGCAUUACGACGCUGAAAUGCCAGUGAAGUGGGCUUGUGAUGCGUCCCCUUAUGGCUUAGGUGCCGUCCUUUCACACACACUGAAAGAUGGGUCAGAGAGGCCAGUUGCAUUCGCGUCGCGAACAUUGAAUGAUGCAGAGAAAAACUACUCACAAAUGGACAAAGAAGCACUGGCACCAGUGUGGGGCGGCAAGAAAUUGAACCCAUACCUAUAUGGCAAGUGUUUCACACUGGUUACAGAUCACCAGCCGUUGCUUUCCAUUUUAAGUCCAAAGAAAGGCAUUCCGGCAAUGACAGCAGCCAGGUUACAGCGAUAUGCCCUGUUCCUUGCCAGUCAAUGACAGCAGCCAGGUUACAGCGAUAUGCCCUGUUCCUUGCCAGUCAAUGACAGCAGCCAGGUUACAGCGAUAUGCCCUGUUUCUUGCCAGUCAUAUGUAUAACAUUGAGUUUAAGCCGUCAUCCCUCCACACAAAUGCAGAUGGAUUAUCCAGACUGCCGUGUACAAGAGAAAGACAAAGGAGGGUGGAUGCAGUGGACAUGUUCCAUACCGCUCAGCUCGAGGCACUACCAGUCACAAGCACAGUUAUCAAACAGGAGACAAGGAAAAAUGUGACCUUGUCAAAAGUGUACACCUACACCAUGUCAGGAUGGCCAGCUACUGGCAGAAAGGAGCUGACUCCGUAUUUCCAGCGGAGAAACGAAAUUACAACGUACCGAGGAUGUUUGAUGUGGGGAAUGAGAGUCAUGAUACCCCAGAAAUGCCAACAUCUAGUUUUGCAGCAAUUACAUGAAGGUCAUGUUGGAAUUGUCAAAAUGAAGCUGCUCGCAAGGAGCCACUUCUGGUGGCCAGGUCUGGAUCAACAGAUAGAAAACAUGGCAAAGAACUGUAGCGGAUGUUUGGAAACCCUUCACAUGCCUGCUCCUGUCCCAGUCCACCCAUGGGAAUGGCCCACAGAGUCAUGGCAGAGAGUUCAUGUGGACUACGCUGGUCCCUUUGAAAAGCACAUGUUUCUGGUUAUAGUGGAUGCCCAUUCCAAAUGGCCAGAGGUGUUUUGCACUGACUCCUCCACCUCAGCUCAGACGAUAGAGUGUCUCAGAACAACGUUUGCACGCUUCGCUUUGCCACUGCAGCUGGUAAGUGACAACGCGCAAGCUUUUGUAAGUAACGAGUUUACAAGAUUCAUGUCAGUAAAUGGAAUCAAACACUCAACCUCAGCUCCGUACCACCCUGCCACCAAUAGGCUGGCAGAACCCUUUGUGCAAACCCUAAAGCAAGGACUCCGUGCAGCAAAACGAGACGAAGGGACUUUGCAAACAAAACUGGCCAAGUUCCUGGCCUCCUACCGAAACACCCCACAUGCCACGACAAAUGAAAGCCCAGCCGCACUGAUGUUUGGGAGGCCUCUCCGCACACAGCUGGACAUCAUGAAGCCAAACAGGCGUAAUGAAGUGCUGAACAAACAAGCCAAGAUGCUCUCCGGUGGCCGGGAGCGUCAUCUCCAAACAGGACAGGAAGUGAUGGUGCGAGACUACAGAAGAGGAGGGAAAUGGACAAGAGGGGCCGUACACACACAAACGGGACCCAGAACUUACCAGGUUCAAGUGAGCCCAGACAUAAUGUGGCGGCGUCACAUUAACCAAAUGCAUUCCACGGAAAACAGCACAACAAUCGAGAGAGAACAGGCACAGAGAGAUCCUGAGAGUGACACACGGGGAACUGUAGAGGACGGUGGGGCAGUAAAGAGACCCCAGGCUGAAAGAAGGGAACGUGUUGAUGAAGGUGCUGCUAUAGCAGAAGCUAUAAUGGAACAAGCACACACUGAGGAUGUUCAGGAGCCUCCAGACAAUCUGAGGCACUACCCAGAACGAAGGCACCGUCCACCAGACAGACACUGAGGAUGUUCAGGAGCCUCCAGACAAUCUGAGGCACUACCCAGAACGAAGGCACUGUUCACCAGACAGACACCGAGGAUGUUCAGGAGCCUCCAGACAAUCCGAGGCACUACCCAGAACGAAGGCACCGUCCACCAGAUAGACACUGAGGAUGUUCAGGAGCCUCCAGACAAUUUGAGGCACUACCCAGAACGAAGGCACCGUCCACCAGAUAGACACUGAGGAUGUUCAGGAGCCUCCAGACAAUUUGAGGCACUACCCAGAACGAAGGCACCGUCCACCAGAUAGACACUGAGGAUGUUCAGGAGCCUCCAGACAAUCUGAGGCACUACCCAGAACGAAGGCACUGUUCACCAGAUAGACACUGAGGAUGUUCAGGAGCCUCCAGACAAUCUGAGGCACUACCCAGAACGAAGGCACCGUCCACCAGACAGACUAGACUUAUAAACAAACAAAUAAAAACGAACUGUUCAAGAUCAAAUUAAAAGAUGCAAAAUAACUACAACAGGUUCUGGGAAAUGUUUCAGUUGUGGUUUGGUAUAAGUAACUCUGAUUGUAUAAGAGAAGGAAUGUUAUGUUCUGUUAAUUACUGAUGUCCCCUUUAAGGCGGGAGCACCCUUGUCAUGCGCAGUGUUGUUCUAUGUUACUCUGGUACUAACUCGUUUGAGUAAAUGUGAAGCUCCAGUUCAA
This is a messenger RNA of Oncorhynchus masou masou (cherry salmon), 4509 nucleotides long. RefSeq names its product zinc finger protein OZF-like. The record is from RefSeq and is a predicted model, not a curated record. Gene Ontology annotation, cellular component: transcription regulator complex; PcG protein complex; chromatin. The transcript has 2 exons. Lineage: Eukaryota; Metazoa; Chordata; Actinopteri; Salmoniformes; Salmonidae. Bases 2242 to 3822 code for a protein of 526 amino acids. Gene Ontology annotation, molecular function: RNA polymerase II cis-regulatory region sequence-specific DNA binding; DNA-binding transcription factor activity, RNA polymerase II-specific. Gene Ontology annotation, biological process: regulation of transcription by RNA polymerase II; DNA integration.